Theileria equi strain WA is the source of this 2140-nucleotide messenger RNA. RefSeq lists its product as hypothetical. The transcript has 2 exons. The record is from RefSeq and is a predicted model, not a curated record. Bases 1 to 1719 code for a protein of 572 amino acids. NCBI's taxonomy places the organism in Eukaryota, Apicomplexa, Aconoidasida, Piroplasmida, Theileriidae.
AUGACGACUGAGGGCGCUCAAGCGGGAGUUGAUGAACAUGGUUCCGUUCAUACAGUAGAGGAUUGUACAUCUCAACUAUCAAAAGUCAGUAUUACAGAGGGAGAGGGCAUUGCCAAUUCUUCUGGGGUCGAAUGCAAUGGUUCUGUUUCUGGUAAGCAGGUGAAGUUACCUGCGAAUUUGGAAGAUGUUAGUGGUUUGGACCCAGAGAUUGUUGAGCGUGCAUUCCUUCUAUUCAUAGAUAGAAGCAAUGCUUCCGCAAAGCAUGCAAUCUAUGAGACUAGGAACACCUUGGCUGACAAAAUUAUUUGCAAUAUAUUCAAGAAGUUACACGAUAUAUAUGCCAAGGAAGAUGAGAGGCAUGAUUUUGCAGACUUGUUAGAUAAACAACGCUAUUUCCCGUUGAUGAACUUGGAAGCCAACAUUCCUGCUUCAGUCCCAGAGAGCAUUGUAACAAAAUUAAGAGAAAUAGCAAAUGAUACUGCAUACAGACAUAAUUUAGUGGAGAGACUACUUGUUUUAGAUGCAUUGACUCUGUUCAAUAUACAGGAGCUAAGGACCUCAUGUGAAACAUUCCGUCAACCUAUAAUAGGAGAAUUAUGGCCAGUGUCACUGAAAUUGACUUUGGAGCCAAAAAGCGAGGAGCCAGAACUGCCUAAACAGGAUGCAACUGCAAAACCCGCUAGUUUUCAUGGUCAAUUGGAUGGAACAUAUGUUAACUUCAAACCAGUAAAUGCCGAUGAACUGAGUGAGGAAGAGGAAGAAGAGGAGGUUUCACCAUUUUCAGAUGAUUUUAAAGUUGAAAAAUCCCCAGAUAUUGUUAGCAACAUUUCCAAAGCUGUAGGAUAUAAGUCAAUUUCAAAGAUGUUUAGUUCUGGAAGCAAAAAGUUGUUCAAGCAAAUAAACAAACUGAAAGUGAAAAAUGAAGAGGAAGGAUGGGUUAGAGAACCACAUAAGAAUUUGGAGACUGUCUAUCGUAUGGAGAAUGAUAUUAUUACGAUAAAACUAAGAGGAAAGCUUCCAUAUGAUCUCUUGAAAAUCUUGACUAUUAUUAAUGAAACAGAGUUUUCAUCUGCAUGGGUACCAUUUGUAAAAGAUGCAUCAGAUUUACAUGCUUAUACAAAGACCAGUAAACUCAUUUACCAAAAGUGUGACUAUCCCAUUAUGGGCCACAAAGAAACGGUGUUGUAUGGAUUAUCUACAAAUAUACUUGAAGAGGCAAAUUGUGUUGUAAUAGCAUGUCGUAACCCACCAAAUACUCAGGGUGAGUUUGAAAAGUUCGGCAGAAUAUUGAAGAAGGGAGGAAUACCUGAUACCGGCAAAGUUAUAAGUCGUGACGGUGACGAUUAUAAGUUCUUGGAUCAUGUCAUGGAAAAAUUCUCAGCCAAAACUUAUCAAAGGGGACAAGAGAUAUGUUUUGUUCUAUUUCCAGCGGGAGAACAUACUAUUCUGGAGUUUUACCUGAAUAUUAUUUUGGAAGCCAAGAUUCCCAUGAGUUUCGUGAAAUUCAUUGUUAAGAAAGUAGCGUCAGGAAUGUACAAAAAAAUCGCACAACAAGGCAAACGAUUUGAUGAUGGACAAUUUACUGAGUGUAUUAGGAAGAGACGGGAAUUUUAUAGCUGGAUGGAGAAGAUUUACGAAGAUUACAAGGCAGUACACGAGAAAGAUAAUAAAGAAAAAUUCAAACAUAUGAGUACAUAUGAUCCCAAUCAGGAGUUGUAAAAAUUUCAACUAAUUCUGAGUAAUCUUUCACCUAUACGUAUGAAUCUUUUUCGUUUUUUGCUUUUAUAUGUCUUCUUUUUCAUAUUAGUUGCCCAAGUCUUUGCGAGAAUUUCGUUCUUAAUCUCGUCUAAUUCUGUUUCCCAUGCGAUUGUAUAAUUUAUGGCAGUUGGAAGAUUCAUGGGCCGAGAAGGAUGACCCAGAGCGUAUUUUUGCAUAGCAUUACAUAGACUUGCCAUGUUAUUGAAAUUUAUAAACUGAAUUUGAGUAGAAGCAGAUGGUUUCCCGACCAUAUGUCUAUUUUCAGAACAAAACGUUCUUACACACCGCGAUAAGCCUUUUAACGAACGCACAAGUAUCAUACCAGUGAUCAUGAUCCAAACAUGGCUUAAAUUAGAAACCAGAAUUGAUCAAGAAGGGAAGU